Molecule: messenger RNA, 1443 nt
Organism: Toxotes jaculatrix (banded archerfish)
Lineage: Eukaryota; Metazoa; Chordata; Actinopteri; Toxotidae
Product: N-acetyllactosaminide beta-1,3-N-acetylglucosaminyltransferase 3-like
Exons: 6
Coding region: 1-1443 (480 amino acids)
Cellular component (GO): membrane
Molecular function (GO): hexosyltransferase activity
Source: RefSeq, a predicted model, not a curated record
AUGUCGGCCUGUCAUCAGAAACCACAGUCCCUGGAACCUCCUCACCAACUUAACCUACAGACCUGUUCCCCAUUCCCUUAUCUGCUCCCCGGUAUUGAUACCAGCCCACCUCCCCUCAGACAGCUGCCAUGUCGCCUCCCUGCUUGUGCUCCUACCACCAGCCGUUGCUCAUCCAUUGUCAAGAAAGGCAAAAUUUUUGAGUUGUUGGUCAUCUGUGUCGGGGCAGGGCCUGAGACUGCUUUGAAAAUCACCUCUGGAACAGCAGUCACUGUUACUGCUGACUUGAACUGUCAUCUGGUCAGAGGGAAGCUAUUCGUUUUAAGGAGGACAGACAUCAGAGCUUCCUUGCUGAUGGCGGUUCUUCUCAUGGUCGUUUAUCUCUGCAGUGAUUCUACUGACCAUGAAGCCAUCUGGCUCCAAGCAGAUGUGACAGAGGAUGGCAGUCAAAAAAAGGCACCCACCAAAAAUGCCUCUCAUCUAUCCUCCUGGCUAAGAUGUCAACAAAACACAUCUGCCGCCAGAAUCGCAGACUUCAGCUCACUUCCUCCUAAUAUGCAAGACUUUCUCUACUAUCAGCACUGUCGACAUUUUCCCAUGCUGCUGGACGUUCCUGACAAAUGUGAAGAAAGUAAUGGACCCACAGAAGUCUUCCUUUUACUGGUUAUUAAAAGCUCACCUGUGAACCAUGACCGCCGAGAGGUGCUGCGCAAAACAUGGGCCAAAGAAAGGUUAUACAGUGGUGUGUGGAUCCGGAGGCUUUUCAUCUCAGGAACGGCGAAUGGUGGUUUUGAGAGAAUGAGGCUGAACAAAGUCCUUGAACUGGAGCAACGUGAGUAUAAUGACAUUCUGCAGUGGGACUUCAAUGACUCAUUCCACAACCUCACCUUGAAGCAGAUACUCUUCCUAGAAUGGAUGGAAAGAAACUGUCCGCAUGUUCGCUUCCUGCUAAAUGGUGACGAUGACGUCUUUGCCAACACAGACAACAUGGUUGAGUAUCUCCAAAGCCUUAGUGACAAUGAUGGAAGCAAGCACCUCUUUACCGGACACCUGUUCAAAAACGCUGGACCCAAUCGAUGGGCGGGGAGUAAGUAUUUUAUCCCUGUUCAGGUGCAGGAGGAGGACUCAUAUCCCCCCUACUGUGGUGGUGGGGGCUUCCUCAUGUCUGGCUAUACAGCUUUGGUCAUAUAUAGAAUGUCCCGGUCAAUCACCAUUCAUCCCAUUGAUGAUGUUUACAUGGGAAAGUGCCUGGCCAAAGCAGGACUUAGUCCUGGUUCUCAUAUUGGUGUGAUGACAAGAGGGAUGUACAUUCCCUCCAGCAAAAUCGAUGAACAUGACCCUUGCUAUUACAGAGAAGUUCUGCUUGUUCACAGAUUCUUUUCAGCUCAUCUGUAUCUUAUGUGGCACAGAAUACAUGACCCUAAUCUGAAAUGCCCCAGCAAAUAG